Molecule: messenger RNA, 3451 nt
Organism: Priapulus caudatus
Lineage: Eukaryota; Metazoa; Priapulida; Priapulimorpha; Priapulimorphida; Priapulidae
Product: MFS-type transporter SLC18B1-like
Exons: 16
Coding region: 370-2052 (560 amino acids)
Biological process (GO): transmembrane transport
Molecular function (GO): transmembrane transporter activity
Source: RefSeq, a predicted model, not a curated record
CAUUGGACGCGCACCCGGCGAAUGCACAGCGCUAUCACGGCUCUAUCUUCAACUUUAUUACCAUUACCAAGGACCCACCUAAUGGAGGACUUACCUCUAAGAUUACUAUAGAUUAUGUAAGAAAAAAACAUUUGUAUUAUGGUGUGUAGUACUCAGAUUUACCACAAGUGACGUACACGUAGAGCUAUCAAGGAUUACAGAAGAAGUUCACAGACAAGGUUGAUUGGAUGCCAGCCUGAGUUUUCACACGUGCCAAGACGCGUGCUAAAAGGAACGUUUAUGUGACUGGCUGCUUAAUUGCUACGUGCUUAAUGGGGCAUAUACAUUGUACCCACGGUUGUAAUUAAUUCUGGAGAUCAAAUCACAGCCAUGGUAACCCGGGACUCAACAGAAACGUCUCCUUUGCUCUCUACUAGUACCGAGCGAAAGGCAAGACUAAACGAGAGCGACCAAGACAAUUGCUUCAAAAGUGAUGGCUCGGCUGUGCCAGGGGACCCGGCCUUCGAUGGGAAAAGCAGCAGUUACAAGUACACCAGCCGUCAGAAACGAGUGCUGGUGCAGAUGGGGCUGGCCAACUUCUGCCACACGGUCUGUUUCUCACUCAUCGCUCCCUUCUUCCCCGGCGAGGCAGAAAAGAAGGGCGCGACAGAAUCGCAAAUAGGAUUCAUCUUUAGUGUAUUUGAACUCGUGAUGUUCAUAUGCUCUCCCAUCUACGGACGAUACGUGAGUGGCAGUCACUAUUCACAUUGUAUAUGUGAAAGUGAGGGGUUUCUGAACCUGGCGCCCAACGGGUCGGUGUUCGUCAGCCUCUGCUUUGCCGUUCGCAUAGCCGAGUCGAUCGCCGCGACCGCCUUCGUCACCGCCUCGUUCUCGAUCAUCGCUAACGAGUUUCCCGGCCGCGUCGCGACCGUGUUUGGCCUGCUUGAGACAUUUACCGGGUUAGGCUUGAUGGUCGGUCCACCAAUUGGAGGCCUGCUCUACGGGGCCGGAGGAUUUCUGUUGCCAUUUCUGUGCCUGGGGUGCAUAUUACUUACGUGUGCUGCUGUCAGUAUAUUCUUGCUACCCCACCAGAACGAUGAGAUAGAUCAAAAGAAUACUUCGAAAAAAACCUUCCGGGAACUGUUGGCGGUGCCCAGUGUCGUGCUAUCUGGUAUCACAUUAGGCACCGCCGCCCUCACGAUUAGCUUUAUCGAGCCCUUGCUAGCAAACGACCUUCUAUACAAGAGUAAAAAUGAACCAGCCCACCAGCUUCCCACCUCAGGUCUGAGCUUCCUGAAGAUGCUCGCACUUCCCACCGUCUUUAUCUCCGGCGUAACGAUAUCGGCCGCCGCCAUGACGAUAACGUCGGUCGAGCCGUUUCUGCAGUCGCAUCUCAGUCAGUUUGGGUUCGGACCGGAGUUGGUCGGCCUCAUCUUCCUCUGCAUGUCGGGAGUGUACACAUUCAGUGCGCCGUUCUGGGGCUACCUGAGCGAUAAAUACGCGCACGCGAAGUGGUUUAUGUCAGCCGGAUGCGUGGCGUGUUUCAUCGGAACGAUCUUCAUCGGUCCGUCGCCCAUCUUCAACCUACCCUCGUCGGUCUGGAUCACAGUGAUGUCACUGUGCUUCAUGGGCGUGGGCGUGGGACUGCAGCUGGUCCCUCCAUUCAAGGACUGCCUCGUGCAGGCACUCGAUCACGGAUUCCCAGACAACUUUGAGACGUAUGGCUUAGUGUCGGGCCUGUUUGGAUCCUGCUUCUCGUUUGGGGCAUUCUUUGGCCCAUCCGUUGGUGGUAUUCUGGUACAAACUAUUGGAUUUGGCUGGACUGGUACCUGUGUUUCAGUCGUGCACCUUGUACUGCUGAUAGUGCUGCUGCUAUUCAUCCUGGUUCAGUGGAGGAAAGACCGGAAGAAGGCCUGCGCCGAGGAGAAGCUUACCGAUGACGAGCGAGCGAUCGUCGUCGACAGCCUGUCGGCCAGCGGCAGAAUGCGCUCCAAGUCCAUCAUCGAGGCAAGAAGCGGCGCCAUCGUCUAUCGAAGAUUCAACUCUUGCAGCAAUUCCGUUACGGUGGAGUAACGGAGUAUACGCGCGUCGGCGUGAGCGAUGGAUGCAACGGCCUCGGAUGUAUCGUCGCUAGGUUGACGAAGCUGGACCAGUUUGUACGGGUUUUUUUUCUCACGCGCGCGUGCCGGAUCGACUCUGUGGUACUUUGUUGCCUAGGAAUAUUUUCAGGAUGCAUUCAUCGCAGUAACGAUCGGUUGGCGCUAUCGGUCAAUCAUUCCGGAAAGGUAGUUUGAUGUACUUGCGAUCUGGAUGUACGCUCGUCAGUGCAUGGCUGUUGCAAGGGUCAGCAGUGCAGUCGUGAGGGUUUUACGCCGCUCGUGCUGACGACGCAUUGUCACCUCCGUGAGCGCCACCUGGUGUCUGAUUUCACGGAUUGAUGCACCUGCUGGGCGACGGAAUCGUGGCGCGUGCAACAAUAAACGAUUUCCGUGUUUGUCGGAAAAAUUUCUUUCCUUGGCAGCAUUAACCAAACCCGAAUCAUUCCGUUCUCGUGUAGCGACUUUGAAGGUUAAAAGGUCGACAGUGUGUGUGGUGCUGUCGAUGGAGCAACAGGGUUAAUUUUAAUGAGCAUUACUUAAAGCAUGACGUGUGCGCUGCUUGGCAGUGAUGUUUGAGGUGCUGAAAGCAUUUUGGAAAUGAUAUAACUUUUGCUUGUAUAUUAUGUGUAACGGAUCAUUUUACAAAUUUGAAACGUUUCCCGUACCACCAUUAUCAUGUUGUAGGCGCUAUUCUUGUGAAUGUGAUGACAAUUCAUGUGAUUGUGAGCUGUUAUGUUCGUAUUGAUGGUUCGUGGAAAAUGUGCUCUGUCAGAUUGUGCUUAAAAUUCUGGUCAGAAUGUUUCGUGUCUCACUUUGAUAUAUUGUUUCCCGGUCGCCGUGCUGAAGCCGGUCAUUGCCGCUAAAAAUGGCAAAAACAGAUAUGUGAUUUUUUAUCUAUAUAUGAACGUUUUAACAGGUAUAAAUGGCAAUUAUUAUACUUAACCUGUUGUGGUAACAUCACUGAUAAUAUUUGUGUAAAAAAAUAUAUGUGAUAGCAAGAUAUACGGUGCAUCAAUCCAAACGAUUAUAUCAAACCUAUGCCCCUGCGAUUUUUGCUUAUUACUAAACGAUCAUGGCAAUUACUAUACGUAGAAAAAUCAAGCAGUUACCAUGUGUAAAAAAUGUGUGAUAACAAGUUAUAUCGUAGGUAAGUAGUCUAAAAGCUUGAAUCCAAGCUAUAUCCGCACGUGUUUACGGUUUUGUAUACAGUCUAAUAGCGUCAUUAUGGUGUGUUUUUUUCACGGUUGUCACUCUCUGGAAUAUAUUGAUACACAGAUGUAUUUUAUACAUUCCACUCUGCUAUUUUAUAUGCUGCACUAUAUUCUAUACAGUUGUUAAAGAGGAAUAAAAUUAGUACUGUGAUGAAAAAACCA